This is a messenger RNA of Arabidopsis arenosa, 1416 nucleotides long. NCBI's taxonomy places the organism in Eukaryota, Viridiplantae, Streptophyta, Magnoliopsida, Brassicales, Brassicaceae. The record is from the annotation of a GenBank genome assembly.
GAAUCAUCUCUCUCAUUGAUUGAUUCAUUCUUUGAGUCGAAAUUCACGGUGUUACGGGGUCUAGGGCUGAUGGGCGCGGCGGGGUCCAAACUCGAGAAAGCUCUCGGCGACCAGUUCCCGGAAGGAGAACGAUACUUUGGAUUCGAAAACUUCGGCAACACUUGUUACUGUAACAGUGUUUUGCAGGCUCUUUAUUUUUGUGCUCCCUUUCGUGAACAAUUGCUUCAACAUUAUGCAAAUAAUAAAGCUGAUGCUGAGGACAAUCUCUUGACCUGCCUGGCUGACUUAUUUUCGCAGAUAAGUUCCCAGAAGAAGAAAACAGGAGUUAUUGCUCCCAAGCGCUUUGUACAGAGGUUGAAGAAACAAAAUGAGCUUUUCCGGAGUUAUAUGCAUCAGGAUGCACAUGAGUUCCUGAAUUAUUUGCUGAAUGAACUUGUUGAGAUCUUAGAGAAAGAGGUACAAGGUACAACAACGGACAAUGCAACUUCAUCAUCUCCUGAAAAGAUUGCAAAUGGACUGAAAGUUCCCCAGGAAAAUGGUGUUCAUAAAGAGCCAAUUGUUACUUGGGUGCACAAGAUUUUUCAGGGUAUACUUACCAACGAGACUAGGUGUCUGCGGUGUGAGACAGUAACAGCAAGGGACGAAACUUUCCUAGACCUGAGCCUUGAUAUUGAACAGAACAGUUCGAUAACUAGCUGUUUGAAAAACUUCAGCUCCACAGAGACUCUACAUGCUGAAGACAAAUUUUUCUGUGAUAAAUGCUGCAGUUUACAAGAAGCGCAGAAGAGAAUGAAGAUCAAGAAACCGCCACACAUCUUAGUUAUACAUCUGAAACGGUUUAAAUAUAUUGAACAGUUGGGCCGUUACAAGAAGUUAUCUUACAGAGUCGUCUUCCCUCUAGAACUGAAACUCAGCAAUACAGUGGAAGAAUAUGUGGACAUUGAGUACUCUCUCUUUGCAGUCGUGGUUCAUGUCGGAAGUGGACCCAACCAUGGUCAUUAUGUUAGCCUCGUGAAAUCGCAUAACCAUUGGCUCUUCUUUGAUGAUGAGAGUGUUGAAAUGAUUGAAGAAUCUGCUGUCCAAACAUUCUUCGGUUCAUCGCAAGAGUACUCAAGCAAUACUGACCAUGGCUACAUCUUGUUAUACGAGAGCCUCGGAACAAGAUAAGAGAAAAAGGGCUUUUAGUCAUUUGACAAGAACCUAACCUCUCUCCUCUCGUGUCUCUCUUCCAAGCUAUUUUGUGACUUGCAAAGAAAAACUCAAGUUUCCUUUAACGCCAAAGACAGAAAGUUUGUAUACUUAAUGGAAACCAACCAUGUACAGUUUUAACUACAAGGUUACUAUUUUGGUUAUAUAAGUUUGAUUUAUGUUUCAAAUAUAUCAUUUAAAUUAGAGUAAUGAAUGCAGUUACAGAAU